AACUAGCACGAUAAGGAAGCGCAUGGAAAUGAAGAGGAUAUCUGAACCAACUUCAAUAAUCUCCGGUCCUCUCAUUCUUCUUUUUCUUCCGCCGUGGCCCGGUACACCCACAACACAUGCAGAGGGCAGCUAUGAAACAAUCUAGUCUUCAACAGCAACGAAAAAGAAUGGAAGAAAUAGGCCGAGUUGUACAGGGCAAUGCGUUACCGCCUUACUUAAACGGUACGUCGGUCGGUGCGGCAGGGCUUACAAAUAAACCUCCGGUUUGCCCUAGAUUUUCAUUUUACGUACUGAGAGAAAUCCUUGUUAAGAAAGAUUGAUGGUGGUUAUGCAUGCGAUGCUGCCAUUAGGGUUUCGGUUCAUGCCCACCGAUGAGGAGCUCAUAAGCCACUACUUGGUGAAGAAGGUCAAGGGCGAAGAACUUUCCUGGGAUGGCAUCCCCGAUUGUGAUCUAUACAGUGAAAAGCCACCCUGGGAAAUCUGCGGCGAUCAGGAGAAGGUUUACUUUUUCACCGCGUUGAAGAAACUAAGCAAAAAUCGUGUUUCACGAACAGCCGGUUGUGGGGUUUGGCAUGAAAAUUGUACUGUCAAGAUUUAUGAUAAUCGGGGUGAUAUUAUCGGGGCCAGGAAACUAUUCAAUUUCAAUGUAAAAGAGGGCUCGACAACGAAGAACUCAAACUGGAUCAUGCACGAGUUCUCCCUCGUUGGUGAGCAGCAACAGGGUACCAACUUGGUCCUCUGUAGCCUUCAGAAGAAAGGAUCAGAAUCAUCAAGUGGGGUCAAAAGACGCUUCGAGGAGGAAUCUCAUCAGAGAAAGAGGGUUUGCUGCAAUAUUGUUGAAUGUCCACCGCCUCAGGCAAUAUGGAUCCCAGCGGAGUCUAAUAUGGAAACCAUCAUGGGCUGUCUACCGUCCAGUGAUCCCUCUGAUUUUAAUUUUGAUGUGGAACCCAUCAUGAGCAUACAGCCGCCAGAGGUUGGAGAUCUGCCGCCAGAGGUUGGAGAUCUGCCGCCAGAGGGUGGAGAUCUGCCGAUUCUUCCUCCAUUGGAAGAUUUUUGGGAUGCUGACUGGGAUGCGUUAUUUGCCUAGAGAGAUCAAUACAGUGAUUAGGAAAAAAUUGUAAUUUUUUUUUUUUGUUUUUUUUUUUUUGCAAUUUUGUUUGAGAUAUCAUCAAAAUAAUAUUUUAAUUUCUUGUCUUGAUUUUGUUUUUUUGUUCGAGUUCAUGA
Molecule: messenger RNA, 1224 nt
Organism: Alnus glutinosa
Lineage: Eukaryota; Viridiplantae; Streptophyta; Magnoliopsida; Fagales; Betulaceae
Product: NAC domain-containing protein 41-like
Exons: 2
Coding region: 320-1087 (255 amino acids)
Biological process (GO): system development; regulation of DNA-templated transcription
Molecular function (GO): DNA binding
Source: RefSeq, a predicted model, not a curated record